Theobroma cacao (cacao) is the source of this 1105-nucleotide messenger RNA. Its product is annotated as replication factor-A carboxy-terminal domain protein. The record is from RefSeq and is a predicted model, not a curated record. Lineage: Eukaryota; Viridiplantae; Streptophyta; Magnoliopsida; Malvales; Malvaceae.
AUGUCAAAUUACAAGAAACCCCCAAAGAUAAAUAUUGAGAGGGAGGGGAGAGUCAAACUGUCAAAGAAGGAAGUUAAAAAGGGUGGAGGGGGUGCUUGAAAUACGCAGGGUGAGAAAGCAGAAACCCAGAAGGAAAGAGAGAGAAAGGAUGGAUAUUGAUAAACCAACAACAGUGAUAUGCACAGUGCUAGCAAUGGAUCAAUCCAGCUUUUGUUACAAAGCCUGCUCAAAUUGUGAAACGCCAAUGCCUGACAGCCCUUCCCAUACGUUUUGCAACACCUGCGAAGGUCGCCGCUGCCCCUUCAAGCGUCUCUUUCGCCUUCUUUUCUCAAUAGCAACAGACACAAAGGUUUUAAACGUGGUGUGCUUUGAUAGGGCUGCUAAGGUCAUCUUUGGUUGUUCUGCUCAGCAAUUCUUUGACUUUGCGACCCUUCACCCUUAUGCUGCUAAAAAUGCUAGUAAUGCUUUGGUGGGAGAAAUGUUCAGAAUCACUUUGAGCAAGCCUAAAAGGGGUAAUGCAGAGCAUCUGCGAAUGACAUCAGUUGUUCCUUUGAGGUCUGGUUUUCAGCCAGUGAUUGAGACCUUGAAAGAUCUAUAUCGAGUAAUAUAUGGGGCUGAGGGUUCAGGGGGCUUCAUGUAAUGUUAGAAAGCUGAUUGGGAGAUGUUUUUUUGGUCUCUAUUGAGAAUGGUGGGGUUAUUCUUUUGUCCAGGAUAGAGGGAGCUUGAGUCUUUUGAAGGAGUUUUGGAGAGAUAUACCAGGCUGAGUGUAGAAUUUCACUGGUAUAUAAACCAAAUCUUCAUGUUCUCUUGUCAUUUUUGUAUCUUGUUCAGAAGGAGGAGAAAAUGUUAUUCCCUCCGGUUGAUGAAAUUUGCACUGCUCUUAAAAAAAAAAAAAAGGCCGCUUAGUAUUCUUUGUUCAGCACAAAGCUUCAGUGAUGUUCUAGACUAGGUUGAGCUAAGGUAUUUUGUAAGAUUGUUUAAUGCGACCAUUUGGUGCUUGUGUAGCUUUUGGUUAUGGUAAUUCUAUCAAUUUCUGAGAAACGUUGUACUAGAAUAUUGGGAUUUGGAGCUCAUUAUGAGGUUAUUAGAGUGAAUAACUUUUCUA